Messenger RNA from Otolemur garnettii (small-eared galago), 1345 nucleotides. It is a transcript of the gene HADHA, whose product is annotated as hydroxyacyl-CoA dehydrogenase trifunctional multienzyme complex subunit alpha. Gene Ontology annotation, molecular function: enoyl-CoA hydratase activity; long-chain (3S)-3-hydroxyacyl-CoA dehydrogenase (NAD+) activity; NAD+ binding. The transcript is spliced from 13 exons. NCBI's taxonomy places the organism in Eukaryota, Metazoa, Chordata, Mammalia, Primates, Galagidae. The annotation marks the transcript as partial. The record is from RefSeq and is a predicted model, not a curated record. Gene Ontology annotation, biological process: fatty acid beta-oxidation. Gene Ontology annotation, cellular component: mitochondrial fatty acid beta-oxidation multienzyme complex.
UUUUAGUCAGGCAGUACGUUGGGCGCCUGGCCAGCCAGCCUGCGGGAAGAGAAGUCCUCCACUUGGCAGCCCUACUAGAAGCGCUUUACACUUUCGUCCUCUCCAGCUCAUCAUGGUGGCCUCCCGGGCAAUUGGCAGCCUCAGCCGCUUCACUGCCUUCAGGAUCCUCCGGUCCCGAGGUUAUAUUUGCCGAAACUUUACAGGGUCUUCUACUUUAUUGACCAGAACCCACAUUAAUUAUGGAGUUAAAGGGGAUGUGGCAGUUAUUCGAAUUAACUCACCCAAUUCAAAGGUAAAUACGCUGAGUAAAGAAGUGCAUUCAGAGUUCAUAGAAGUAAUGAAUGAAGUCUGGGCUAAUGAUCAAAUCAGAAGUGCCGUCCUUAUCUCAUCAAAGCCAGGCUGCUUUAUUGCAGGUGCUGAUAUCAACAUGUUAUCUGCUUGCAAGACUCCUCAAGAAGUAGCACAAAUAUCACAGGAAGCACAGAGAACAUUUGAGAAACUGGAAAAGUCCACAAAGCCUGUCGUGGCUGCCAUCAGUGGGUCCUGCUUAGGAGGAGGACUUGAGCUUGCUAUUUCAUGCCAAUACAGAAUAGCAACAAAAGAUAGAAAAACAGUAUUAGGUGCCCCUGAAGUCUUGCUGGGGAUCUUACCAGGAGCAGGAGGCACACAAAGGCUGCCCAAAAUGGUGGGUGUGCCUGCUGCUUUUGACAUUAUGCUGACUGGUAGAAACAUUCGUGCAGACAGAGCAAAGAAAAUGGGACUGGUUGACCAGUUGGUGGAACCCCUUGGACCAGGAUUAAAACCUCCAGAGGAACGAACAAUCGAAUACCUAGAAGAAGUUGCAGUUACUUUUGCCAAAGGACUAGCUGAUAAGAAGAUCUCUCCAAAGCGAGACAAGGGAUUGGUGGAAAGCAAGGUCCAAGUUGUAGUUGAGCCCUUCACCGAGGGGCCAUUUGUCAGGCAACAGAUUUAUAAAAAAGUGGAAGAAAAAGUGCGAAAGCAGACCAAAGGCCUUUAUCCUGCACCUCUGAAAAUAAUUGAUGUAGUAAAGACUGGAAUCGAACAAGGAAGCGAUGCUGGUUAUCUCUCUGAAUCUCAGAAAUUCGGAGAGCUCGCAAUGACCAAAGAAUCAAAGGCCUUGAUGGGACUUUACCAUGGUCAGGUUCUGUGUAAGAAGAAUAAAUUUGGAGUUCCACAGAAGGAAGUGAAGCAUCUGGCUAUUCUUGGUGCAGGGCUCAUGGGAGCUGGCAUUGCCCAGGUCUCUGUGGAUAAGGGGCUAAAGACUAUACUUAAAGAUGCUACGCUCACUGGGCUGGGCCGGGGACAGCAGCAAGUGUUCAAAGGG